GAGGGGAGCCCAGCAUCCCCCACCCCCUUGGGCAGAAACAGCUAUUGCAGCCCCCACUUCAGGUGGAGGAGGAGGCUGAUUUACAAGGCAGAUCGGCUGGGCUCCCGCCUGAAGCUCUGAGUCCUGCAGCCAGCUACUGCCACCCUGUAGGCUAUAAGAGCACCCGACUGACUUCCGGACCAGUACUGGGCGGGAGCCACGUGAGCUUCCCCUGGCUUCCCCUCCUGUUCACCCUCCUUCCUUCUCUCCUCCUGUCCACUGGAGAGGUUUGCCUAUCCUCUCCAAAGAGAGACACUUGACAUCAUGUCUGUGCUCAACCCUGUCCUGCUGCCCCCUAACGUGAAGGCGUAUCUGAGCCAAGGGGAGCGCUUCAUCAAGUGGGACGAUGAAACCUCAAUAGCCUCUCCUGUUAUCCUCCGUGUGGAUCCCAAGGGCUAUUACUUAUACUGGACACACCAAAGUAAGGAGAUGGAGCUUCUGGAUGUCACGAGCAUCCGAGACACUCGCUUUGGGAAAUUUGCUAAGAUACCUAAGAGCCAGAAACUCCGGGAGGUCUUCAAUAUGGACUUUCCAGACAACCACUUCCUGCUGAAAACACUCACAGUGGUGUCUGGGCCUGACAUGGUGGACCUCACCUUCCACAACUUCGUCUCCUACAAGGAGAACGUAGGCAAGGAUUGGGCUGAAGAUGUACUGGCUCUGGCCAAACACCCAAUGACAGCCAAUGCUCCCCGAAGCACAUUCCUAGACAAGAUCCUGGUGAAGCUGAAAAUGCAGCUCAACCCUGAAGGGAAGAUUCCUGUGAAGAAUUUUUUCCAGAUAUUUCCUGCAGAUCGCAAGCGCGUAGAAGCUGCCCUCAGUGCCUGUCACCUUGCAAAAGGCAAGAACGAUGCUAUCAAUCCAGAGGACUUCCCCGACUCUGUGUACAAGAGCUUCCUCAUGAGCCUGUGUCCUCGGCCAGAAAUCGACGAGAUCUUCACUUCUUACCAUGCUAAAGCUAAACCCUACAUGACCAAGGAGCACCUGACCAAAUUCAUCAAUCAGAAGCAGCGAGACCCUCGACUCAACUCCUUGCUGUUCCCACCAGCCAGGCCUGAGCAGGUGCAGGUGCUCAUUGAGAAGUAUGAGCCCAGCGGCAUCAACGUGCAGCGAGGCCAGCUGUCACCAGAGGGCAUGGUCUGGUUUCUCUGCGGACCAGAGAACAGCGUGCUAGCCCAUGAUACCCUGCUGACCCACCAUGACAUGACACAGCCACUGAAUCACUACUUCAUCAACUCCUCACACAACACCUACCUGACAGCUGGCCAGUUUUCAGGCCUUUCCUCCGCUGAGAUGUACCGUCAGGUGCUGCUGUCUGGCUGCCGCUGUGUAGAGUUAGACUGUUGGAAGGGAAAGCCCCCCGAUGAAGAGCCCAUCAUCACCCAUGGCUUCACCAUGACCACAGAUAUCUUGUUCAAGGAAGCAAUCGAAGCCAUUGCAGAAAGUGCCUUUAAGACCUCCCCGUAUCCUGUCAUCCUGUCAUUUGAAAACCAUGUGGACUCACCCCGCCAACAGGCCAAGAUGGCUGAGUACUGCAGGACCAUGUUUGGAGAGACCUUGCUCACAGAUCCCCUGGAAAAUUUUCCUCUGAAGCCUGGCAUCCCUCUGCCCAGCCCAGAGGAUCUCCGGGGCAAGAUCCUCAUUAAGAAUAAGAAGAACCAGUUUUCCCGGCUGGCAUCCUCCAGCAAGAAGCCUGGUGUGGUGGCCGAGGGCAGCUGCCCGUCUAGUGUCCCAGUAGAAGAGGACACAGGGUGGACUGCUGAGGACCGGACUGAGGUAGAGGAGGAGGAGGUGGCAGAAGAGGAGGAAGAGGAGGAGUCAGGAAGCCUGGAUGAAGAAGAAAUUAAGAAGAUGCAGUCAGAUGAGGGCACAGCAGGCCUGGAGGUGACAGCUUAUGAGGAGAUGUCUAGCCUUGUCAAUUAUAUCCAGCCCACCAAGUUUAUCUCCUUCGAGUUCUCUGCACAGAAGAACAGAAGUUAUGUCGUCUCUUCCUUCACGGAGCUCAAGGCCUCCGAGCUGCUCUCCAAGGCCUCCGUGCAGUUUGUGGACUAUAAUAAACGGCAGAUGAGCCGCGUGUACCCCAAGGGCACACGCAUGGACUCUUCCAACUACAUGCCCCAGAUGUUCUGGAAUGCUGGAUGUCAGAUGGUUGCCCUCAAUUUCCAGACAAUGGACCUGCCCAUGCAGCAGAACAUGGCACUGUUUGAGUUCAACGGGCAGAGUGGCUACCUUCUAAAGCACGAGUUCAUGCGCAGGCUGGACAAGCAGUUCAACCCCUUCUCAGUGGACCGCAUUGAUGUGGUGGUAGCCACCACCCUUUCCAUUACGGUCAUCUCUGGGCAGUUCCUGUCAGAGCGCAGUGUGCGCACCUAUGUGGAAGUGGAACUGUUUGGCCUCCCAGGGGACCCCAAGAGGCGCUAUCGUACCAAGCUGUCACCUACUGCUAACUCCAUCAAUCCUGUCUGGAAAGAGGAACCUUUCAUCUUUGAGAAGAUCUUGAUGCCUGAGCUAGCCUCCCUCAGGAUAGCUGUGAUGGAAGAAGGCGGCAAAUUUCUUGGACACCGCAUCAUCCCCAUCAAUGCCUUACAUUCUGGAUACCACCAUCUGUGCCUGCGCAGUGAGAGCAACAUGCCUCUUACCAUGCCUGCUCUCUUCGUCUUCCUGGAGAUGAAGGACUACGUUCCUGACACGUGGGCAGAUCUUACUGUGGCCCUCGCCAACCCCAUCAAGUAUUUCAAUGCCCAUCAUAAGAAGUCUGUGAAGCUCAAAGAAGUGACAGGAAGUCUGCCUGAGAAGCUCUUCUCCUCUGGGAUUCCUGUCGCUGGCCAGUCCAAUGGGGUGCCAGUCUCAGCAGGCAAUGGGUCAACAGCACCUGAGACCAAGGCCAAGGAGGAAGCUGCGAAAGAAGUGACAGAGCCACAGACCGCCAGCUUGGAAGAGCUGCGGGAGCUGAAGGGCGUGGUGAAGCUCCAGCGGAGACAGGAGAAGGAGCUUCGAGAGCUGGAGCGGCGUGGAGCCCGGCGCUGGGAGGAGCUGCUGCAGCGGGGCGCCGCACAGCUGGCGGAGCUCCAGGCCACAGCAGCAGGCUGCAAGCUCCGCCCGGGCAAGGGCUCCCGCAAAAAGAGGACCCUGCCCGGCGAGGAGACUGUCUUGGCGCCUAGAGAGCUCCCCGAGGGAGCGGAUCCGCGCGUGCAGGAGCUGAGGGACAGGCUGGAGCAGGAGCUGCAGCAGCAAGGCGAGGAGCAGUACCGCUCUGUCCUCAAGCGCAAGGAGCAGCACGUGACGGAGCAAAUCGCCAAGAUGAUGGAGCUGGCCCGAGAGAAACAGGCUGCUGAACUCAAGACCUUCAAGGAGACCUCAGAAACUGACACCAAAGAGAUGAAGAAAAGACUGGAGGCCAAGAGGCUGGAACGGAUCCAGGCCAUGACCAAAGUCACCACAGACAAGGUGGCCCAGGAGAGGCUCAAGAGAGAAAUUAACAACGCCCACAUCCAGGAGGUGGUUCAGGCUGUCAAGCAGAUGACAGAGACCCUGGAGCAUCACCAGGAGAAGCUGGAAGAGAGACAGACAGCCUGCCUGGAGCAGAUUCAGGCUAUGGAAAAGCAGUUCCAAGAGAAGGCGCUGGCAGAGUAUGAGGCCAAGAUGAAGGGCCUGGAGGCUGAAGUAAAGGAGUCAGUGCGGGCCUAUUUCAAGGUCUGCUCCCCCACUGAAGCAGAAAACAAGCCUGAGAGGCCCUGCGAGGCCUCGGAGGAGCCGUGUCCACAGGAACCACUUGUGAACAAGGCAGACACCCAGGAGAGCCGCCUCUGAUGCCAGCGUCUCACCCCAACAUUUAGCAAGGAUGUCCACACCCUUCUCUGGAACAUGGUCCCAUUUCCCAGGAGAAAAGGACCUUAGUACUCUGGGGCUGUGGGAGCCUGGGGCUGCCCUGGCUGCUGCAGACCUCUUUCUCAGCCAGAUAAAGGCAGGAAUAGGAGAUGAUCAGGGCGAGAGUCCCCAUGGAACCCAGUCUUUUCUAAGCUGGCUUCCUCUGUCUGUCCCACCUGUAGUGCCACGUAGUCAUUGAAAGCAAAGAAAUACGGACCAAGAGAGAGGAAAUGGGGUCCUGGCCUCCCCUCUGCCUUUCCUAAUGUACAAACAGGGGCCUCUCUGCCUGGAGCCCCGUUCCUUUUCCUGGACUCCUUGGCUCCCUGGAACCUUCACUCUUGUGGGUGUGGCUCCAGCAGAACCAAGGCCUCCUGCCUUGGUGCUCACCUUGAUGCAGUACCUUACCCAGGCUCCUGGGCUAACAUCUCAGGCCUGCUUUGAGUACAGAGCAUUAGUAACUCCUUAAGGCAGAGCCUGGGACUGCCUCAAAGCUCCCUGGGAAUGACUCCUUCCAGGGGCAGCAAAGGCCCCUGCCCUCACCUGCCUGUGGAGACAGAUGGCAGCAUGGGAAAGCUUUCUCAGCCGCCCCCCAACUGAUCAAGUAUUGGGGGCGUGGGGGCUGUGCCCAUGGGCAAAGGGAGACUAGGUUCUCAGGUGUGUUCUCUCCAACUCCAAAACCGGUUCAUGCUUCUUUCUAGGUCUGGGUCUGGCACUCCCUAGCAGGCGUUUUAGGUGGGCUCUUGAGUUCAUCAUCAUUUUUUCCCCUGAAUUUAUAUGGUUUAUUUAUUUAUUUUCCUUCCUACCAAAGAACCCAGACCCAGAAUCUCCCCCUUUAGCCUGGCCCCUGUUCUCCAGUUAGGAAAAGACAGAGGGAAGUGGAAGGCCUCUGAAGAGAAGCCGUUUGAAUGGUGUGUGGAGGAUGGGACCCUGGGGCUGCAGUAAGGGUGAUGGCCCUUCUGGGGCCUGUCAAAUAGCCCUGCUGCCAGCUUCCCUGUCUGCUGGCCCUGGUGCCAGAACCCUUAAAAGAGGGUGUUUCUUUCUCUUCUCUACACCCCCCUCAGAUGCGCCCCCCUCAGAUGUGUCUCCCCUGACCAGGGCUCGAACAGAAGAUCCCAGUACAAAAGUGCACCCACCCUCUUAGUAACCCCAAACCUUUGAGCUACCUGGACCUUUUUUAGGAACGCCUAGAGUGGCCACACGCACAGGGACCUGCCCCUGCUGUGGUUGAUUCCAAUAAACUCUGUGGAGGCAAAGCCUGUGGGCCACACCUACA
Molecule: messenger RNA, 5179 nt
Organism: Apodemus sylvaticus (European woodmouse)
Lineage: Eukaryota; Metazoa; Chordata; Mammalia; Rodentia; Muridae
Gene: Plcb2
Product: phospholipase C beta 2
Exons: 32
Coding region: 304-3849 (1181 amino acids)
Biological process (GO): phosphatidylinositol-mediated signaling; lipid catabolic process
Molecular function (GO): calcium ion binding; phosphatidylinositol-4,5-bisphosphate phospholipase C activity
Source: RefSeq, a predicted model, not a curated record